GGUGCGCGACGUGGAGCGCCGCUUCGGCUGGCGCGUGCUGCUGCGCGCCAACGACUCGCGCUGCUCCAGCACCAACGGCCCGCUCUCCGCCUUCGAGUUCUACACCAAGAAGCAAGCAGAUGCGUUCCUGGGCCCGGUGUGCGACUACGUGAUCGCGCCGGUGGCGCGCUACGCCGGCGCCUGGGGCAUCCCGGUGCUGACCACUGGGGCGCAGGUGGACGCGUUCCGCCACAAGCCGGUGCACUACCCGACGCUGACGCGCAUGAUGGGCUCGUUCAGCCUGGUGGGCGAGGCGCUGCGCCACAUGCUGCACACGUUCGGCUGGCGCGUCACCGCGCUGCUCUUCCACAACAACGACGUGUCGUCGCCGCGGGGCAACUCCAUGUGCCACUUCACGCUCAGCGCCGUGUACAGCGCGCUCAACUCGACGCCGCUGGCGCGCUCCUUCAACGAGGACACGGCCACGCCGCAGCAGUACCGCGAGCUGCUGCACCUCGUCUCCAACGGCGCCCGCAUUGUGGUACUGUGCGGCAACCCGAGCACCGUGCGGGAGAUCCUGCUGGCUGCGGAUGAGCUGAACAUGGUCGGCAGCGGGGAGUACGUCUUCUUCAACAUCGAGCUGUUCAACAGCAUGGACAGCGGCGACGACCCGGUGCAGCCGUGGUACGUGGAGGGCGACCCGCCGGAGCGCAACGAGCGCGCGCGCCGCGCCUACGAGGCGCUGCUGACGGUGACGGCGGCGACGCCGCGCAGCGACUCCUACCGCAGCUUCUCGCAGCAGGUGAAGGACGUGGCGCGCACCGAGCAGAACUACACGUUCGCCGGCAAGACCAUCUCCACGUUCGUCACCGCCUUCUACGAUGCCGUCCUGCUGUACGCCAUCGCGCUCAACGAGACCCUCUACCACGGCAGCGACGAAAUGGAUGGCCGUAACAUAACCAGGAGGAUGUGGAACCGCACCUUUACAGGAAUCACCGGAAACGUGACCAUCGACGAGAACGGUGACCGCAUAGCAGACUACGCGCUGAUGGACAUGAAUCCGAAGACGGGCAGUUUCGAGACGGUGGCCUACUACAUCGGAGCGAACCGGCAGUUGGAGUACGUGCCGGGCAAGUCCAUCCACUGGGCGGGGGGCCGCACCGAGCCGCCGCUCGACGUCCCCGUCUGCGGGUUCGACAACUCCCUCUGUCCGGACACGUCGUUCCCGGACUACGCAGUUCUGAGUAUCGUCCUCAGCUCCGUGGUCGUCGUGCUGGCCAUCGCAUCCGUCGUCAUCUACAGGCGGUACAAGCUGGAGGCGGAGAUCGCGUCCAUGACGUGGCGGGUGCAGUGGUCCGACUUGACGGUGAUGCCGCACGGGCGCACGCGCGGCAGCCUCUACAGCCUCGCCAAGCGCGGCAGUCAGCUGACACUCUCCGAAGACAAUAUGAGCAUUGGAGAGACAAAUCGUCAAAUAUUUGUCCAGACUGCGUUUUAUAAGGGCAGCAAAGUGGCGCUGAAGGCUAUCCACAAACGCGUGGACCUCACGAGACCACUGUUGCUGGAGCUGAAACGGAUGAAGGACCUGCACCACGACCACCUGGUGCGCUUCCUGGGCGCCUGCGUGGACCCGCCCAACUGCUACCUGCUGACCGAGUACUGCCCCAAGGGCAGCCUGCAGGACAUCCUGGAGAACGAGCAGAUACAGCUCGACUGGAUGUUCCGCUACAGCCUCAUGCACGACAUCGUCAAGGGCAUGAGCUACCUGCACACCAGCGACAUCCGCUCGCACGGCAACCUCAAGUCGUCCAACUGCGUCGUGGACAGCCGCUUCGUGCUCAAGAUCACCGACUUCGGCCUGCACUGCCUGCGCGGAGGCGCUGGGGAGGAGUCGGACGACCAGGACUCGUACGCCUACUGGAGGCGUCAGCUGUGGACGGCGCCGGAGCUGCUGAGGAUGCCGCAGCGGCCGCCGGAGGGAACGCAGAAGGGCGACGUCUACAGCUUCGCCAUCAUCGUGCACGAGAUCGUCACCCGGCAGGGACCCUUCUUCAUCGCCGAUCGACACUUUUCACCUAAAGAGAUCGUGGAGAACGUGAAGAACGGCGGCAAGCCGCUGUUCCGGCCGACCAUCAGCGACAGCUCGUGCGAGGACGAGGUGGUGGGCCAGCUGAUGCGCCGUUGCUGGGCGGACGACCCCGCAGAGCGGCCCACCUUCCAGGAGCUCAAGGCGGCCAUCCGUAGGCUCAACAGGGAGAACGAGAGCGGCAACAUCCUGGACAACCUGCUGUCGCGCAUGGAGCAGUACGCCAACAACCUGGAGGCGCUGGUGGAGGAGCGGACGUCCGACUACUUGGAGGAGAAGCGAAAGUGCGAGGAACUGCUGUACCAGCUGCUGCCCAAGUCUGUCGCAAGCCAGCUGAUAAUGGGUCAGGCUGUGAUAGCGGAGACGUACGACAGCGUCACCAUCUACUUCAGCGACAUCGUCGGCUUCACCGCCCUCUCCGCUGAGAGCACUCCUAUGCAGGUUGUGGACUUACUGAACGACCUCUACAGCUGCUUCGAUUCCAUCGUCGGAAACUUCGAUGUCUACAAAGUUGAGACGAUCGGCGACGCGUACAUGGUGGUGUCGGGGCUGCCGGUGCGAAACGGUACACAGCACGCCCGCGAGGUGGCACGCAUGGCGCUGGCGCUGCUGCAGGCCGUGCGGGGAUUCACCAUCCGCCACCGGCCGCACGACCAGCUCAAGCUGCGCAUCGGCAUCCACACAGGUCCGUGCGUGGCGGGCGUGGUGGGCCACAAGAUGCCCCGCUACUGCCUCUUCGGGGACACCGUCAACACCGCCUCCCGCAUGGAGUCCAACGGCCUGCCCCUAAAGAUACACGUUAGUCCAAAGACUAAGGCAGUACUGGACACGUUCGAGACGUUCGAGUUGGAACUCAGGGGCGAAGUGGAAAUGAAGGGUAAAGGGAAGGUGACGACGUAUUGGCUGCUGGGUGAGAAGAAACCUCAGCAACCAAAUGGCGGAGCCAUGACGCAGUCCAUCAGCAACAACAGCAACGUCUCGCAACAACCAGCAACCGGCAACAACAUCCUGCCACCGGUGCCAACUCCACAGCAGCAGGCCAACAACAUCAGUGGUCAGCAACAACAGAACCAGAUGUCCAACAACGUGAGCAGUCCACCGCCGAUGUCGCAGCCUAACAAUGUGAGCAGUCCACCCGCCAACAAAGUGAACAACAACAACGUCGCCAAACUGCCACCCAAGGACACCGGGAACCACGUCAUCACCCCUCCGCCCGGAGUUACCACGCCGUUGCUCGCACCAACAGAAAUGGUCUGAGGGGCUUCCACGACGCAACCAUCGCGUUUCGAUGUGCAGUGGCAGAGCAUUUGUUGAUUCUAUGUCUUGCUGUGAUUCUGAACUUGUUAACUAAAACUCCCACUAUCUUAAGAAAGCACGCUGCACUACGCCACUAUUUACUUUCCACCAGCAGAAGAUUGUCGCCAUUGGCAGCUGCCAUUUACGUGGAAACGGGUGAUAAAGACAUUACAGGCUGUGCCCCAUAUUUUGUUUAUUUGAGCCUUUCUCGUCAAAAGUGACUUACUGUAUCUUUUGCUCUAUUUCUCUGAUAACAGAAUUGACAAAUACAUUUUCGGAGAUUUGCUAAUAGCACAUACAUCAAAUGCACGGUAAGCUUGCUUUGUGCAUGCUACACUAAAUAAUUCGUCUCUGCCAUCCUCUGUACUAAUUUCUAAAGUGUUUCUCUGCUGCUGUUUGGGGUAACGUAGUAUAAGGUAAGCUAUUCCGUCGACAGUGCCCAAGCAAUCUAUGGUAAUGUACAGAGGUUUUCGUAACACUGUACAAAAUAAUUGAAUUGUCAUUGAGAGAGAAUAAUUUUAUUUAAAAAUUUGUACAAUCGCUUUAACUGUGGCAGUUUUAUGUCCAUUGGCAUCGUUUGUUGUUCUUUAACAUGUCGAGCACUUCUAUAAAACUAUACACACGUUAUUUGUAACUCAUACUAAAGUUAAUUACAAAACUCCUAUUACAUUUCACACACGAAAAUGAGAAUACUUAGGCUCAGCUGAUGUUUACCUUCCUACCUCAGGUCUAACAGUAAGGAAUGAUUAUGGAUGUUAGACCAGAGCAAGGAUACGAGAAGCUUCCAAUGGAAACAGCUUCGUGGUAUUGAACCUUUGUCUCCUCUUUGUGUCUCACACUGGACUUGAGCUGUUCUGAUCGUAUCGUACAUUUAUGCAUCAACAUGAAACAGACUUUUAACUACACACUUUCCUGCUGUGUUACUCACAGUCCCACAACUUCCUCCUCUCCUAAUACGGACAAUGAGUUACACUUUUAUGUCGACUAAAACAAAAAAUUGAUGUAAAUUUCUUGCUCGUUACUGAAAGUUUUCAAAUUUUAUACUAUCUGUUCCUCUUCUUCCUGGGAAUUGAUGUUGUUGCUGUGGUUACGAGUGUUGCAGAAAGAGCGCUAGUACAUAUUAUACUUUAUUUCUAGGAAUUUUCUUAAAACUAGUGAUUAUAUUCCCUCAAAAUAUAAAAAAGUCAUGGGCACUUGUGACCUGAAAGAAAUUUUUUUAUCUUCUUUACACACUUCAACAAUAAUCAUCAGUUGUUAACCGUUAUUCGUGGGUGCAAACUAAAGACGAUGUAAGAAACAUUGGCUGAAUACUUUCAGGGCACGUGGGAUAUUCUAAAUGAGAAGUGCAGCACAGCUCAAUUCUAUUUAUAAAAUUACAUCAUGGCCAGUAAAUGUGGAUUUGUGUACUAAAUGCAAGACAAAUUAUUCACUGACAAAGACUUCACUGUGUGAUUUAGCGGGAACAAGAAACACAUCGCGCCAUAUUAGUUACCUGUUUUCGGGAAGGGUCCUAAGUGUUAAGAGAUGUUAAUAGAAACCAGUAAAGUUACCAAGGAAGCAGAACUGCACUGCAGUUGCAUGCCUCUAUUUUUAAGAACUGUACCAAACAUCUCAGCCAAAGAUGGAAUAAUAUUUCAUAUAUCAGUGUUUAACAAUGAAGAGAUACCAUUCAUUAAUUAUUUAAGAGAACGUUUAAUCAUAUCAUCUGCCAUAUUUGUUUGUCCAUCGAUUGAUAUAAUA
Molecule: messenger RNA, 5101 nt
Organism: Schistocerca cancellata (South American locust)
Lineage: Eukaryota; Metazoa; Arthropoda; Insecta; Orthoptera; Acrididae
Product: atrial natriuretic peptide receptor 1-like
Exons: 21
Coding region: 263-3322 (1019 amino acids)
Biological process (GO): protein phosphorylation; intracellular signal transduction; receptor guanylyl cyclase signaling pathway
Cellular component (GO): membrane
Molecular function (GO): guanylate cyclase activity; peptide receptor activity; protein kinase activity
Source: RefSeq, a predicted model, not a curated record